Messenger RNA from Podarcis muralis (Common wall lizard), 3830 nucleotides. The record is from RefSeq and is a predicted model, not a curated record. Lineage: Eukaryota; Metazoa; Chordata; Lepidosauria; Squamata; Lacertidae.
GUGGUUCCUGGCUUUGCUUGGUUUCUGCCUGGUCCAUGUGGGCUGCCGGAGGGUAGCGGGGAGCACCGUUUCUUCCGCCAUCGCCAUCCCGACGCCCUCAGUCGCAGACGAUGAAGGUGAAGGUGUUGAGCCGGAAUCCGGAUGAUUACGUGCGGGAAACCAAGCAGGACCUUCAGCGAGUUCCACGGAAUUAUGAUCCUGCAUUACAUCCCUUUGAGGUUCCACGGGAAUAUACUCGGGCACUAAAUGCAACAAAAUUAGACCGUGUUUUUGCAAAGCCUUUUGUUGCAUCAUUAGAUGGCCACAGGGAUGGUGUUAACUGCAUGGCUAAGCAUCCAAACAGCUUGUCUACAGUUUUGUCUGGAGCAUGUGAUGGAGAGGUUGGUGAUGAUAAAACCGUGAAGCACUGGAAAAUGGAGGCGCCAGCUUAUGGGGAAGCAGAAGAACCGCUAAAUACGAUUCUUGGAAAGACUGUGUACACUGGAAUUGAUCACCAUUGGAAGGAUCCUGUUUUUGCUACUUGUGGUCAUCAAGUUGAUAUCUGGGAUGAACAGAGAACCAGUCCUUUAUGCUCUUUGACGUGGGGAGUCGAUAGCAUAAGCAGUGUCAAAUUCAAUCCAAUUGAGAUGUACCUUUUGGGAAGCUGUGCUUCAGACAGGAAUAUUGUGCUAUAUGACAUGAGACAAUCAACGGCAUUGAAGAAGGUUAUCUUGGAUAUGAGAACAAAUACGCUUUGCUGGAAUCCCAUGGAAGCUUUCAUUUUCACUGCUGCAAAUGAGGACUUCAACUUAUAUACUUUUGAUAUGCGGUUUCUUGACAAGCCUGUAGUGGUUCAUAUGGAUCAUGUGUCUGCAGUCCUUGAUGUGGAUUACUCUCCUACUGGGAAAGAAUUUGUGUCUGCCAGCUUUGAUAAAUCUAUUCGCAUUUUUCCAGUGGACAAAGGUCAUAGCAGAGAAGUCUAUCAUACAAAGCGAAUGCAGCAUGUCAUUACUGUUAAAUGGACAUCUGACAACAAAUAUAUCUUGUGUGGCUCUGACGAAAUGAACAUUCGUUUGUGGAAAGCUAAUGCUUCUGAAAAACUUGGUGUGCUUCUUCCUCGGGAAAAAGCAGCUAUGAACUACAAUGAGAAAUUGAAAGAGAAAUUCCAGCACCACCCCCAAAUCAAACGUAUAAGUCGCCAUCGACAUUUGCCAAAGAUGAUCUACAGCCAGGCCAGAGAGCAACGCAUCAUGAGAGAAGCUCGUCGGCGAAAGGAAAUGAAUCGACGGAAACACAGCAAGCCUGGAUCUGUACCGCUUGUGUCAGAGAAGAAGAAACACAUUGUGGCUGUAGUGAAAUAAUAGUUUAUAUAAUGGCCUGUUUUAUUGGUUGAAUUCUUAAAGACAAUGUGCACAUCCUUUUGUUAUAGGAGAUAAUUCUGACACUUUUACUUUUUAAAUGUCUCCAUUACUAUUGUAAUGUUUGGAUUUUGCAUUAAAAAGGCAUUUAAAAUUUUAUAUCUAGAUAUGCUACUGAUAUAGUUUAGGUUAAUUUUGUGACCUCCAGUAGCAUUUCAUUCUGUUGUACCUUCUGUCAAUUUUAAUUUUGUGUCACCUGAAAAAGAGACACAGGUGUUGUAUCCACUGCCAAAAAGGAUGAACAACUUCAUUAUGCAACAAGCAGCUUUCCCUUUACUAGAGACUACAUAAGCAUUCAGCAUGUAAUUUCUAAAAUCCUAUGAAGAGUUCUUCAUAGGCUAGAUAAUUUAGGAAACCCUAGUGUUAUGACACUUGCCUGUGUUUCCUUACUGCACCCAUCAACAUAAUUGAGCAGUUGUCAAUAUGUGAUAUUAAAACAAAGAUUGAAUUGAAAACCAAAAGGAAUUGAAAACCAAUAAAGAUACUUGAAAAUAAAAUCCAGGAGCAGGACCCAGUAAAAAUUCUGCCCUACUCAGAUUUUUCUUGAAAAAUUCACAUAGACUGUUAGUGAUGUCCUCCAUAGGAAUAAUUCAGUAAGUACUCCUGAGACAGAAAGUACUGGUCUCAUAUUUUUGCAUCUCCAAGUAAUGCUGGAAAAGAAACUGAAACACUUGAAGAAUCUCUGCCAGUCAGUGAAAUCAGUGGGAAAUGGACCAGUAGCCUGACUUUAUUUAAGGCAGACUUUGUUUCUGGGAUUUCUGCAAUAAUUUAAACCAUCUGGGGGGGCAUCGAUUGAUAUUAAACUGGCCAAACAUUUACUAACAGUUGCCUUGUUUUCUGCUUGUAGUUAUGGCUCACAAAAUAUCUGUGCAGUUUCCUCCGCAAAUGAUCAUCAAGCCCUGUGGUGAUGGCCUGGAACUUUGCAUUGUGUGUGCUAUUCAUUACCUACUUCCAGUUCUAUCAGUUGCUACUUAUUCCCUGUGUCGAGUCAUAGUGAGCUAUAAUCGGCUUCUCUAGGAGAAGUGUUUCUAAUUGUGGGAUUGGGUUAACGAUCUGUAUCUGAGCCUUCAGCAAGGAGCUUCUUGCAUCUUAAGUGACAGGAGUAGGAUCAGCAUGGUCCUAAGUGCUAAUUUUUCUGAAGAGAGCCUAAUGGGUGCAGAGCUCUGCAGAGGAUUUUAUCCAUAGGAACAAAAGACCUGAAGAAGGAAGGGGAUGUUGACCAUAGGAAAAUGCUGCAUCAUAGAUGAGAUGGAAGUAGCACAUCAGCAAAUUUCUUUACCAGACUGUGUUGAUGACAGGAAAUGAUUUCUCAUGCCAUAAGCAUUCAGGACACAAUAAGCCAAAAUUAUUUUUCCUACAAAGCAAGUAAUCUAGUUUUUAAAAUUGAAGGAGAAACAUUUAAUUGGUACAGCUGGAUAAAUAAAGGUGUAUUUAUAGAUAAGCUAUUUGAGGAAUAGAGCCUGUUGGGUUUUUUUGAACUAGUUAAGGCAAAAAUUUAACCUUUGUGAACAAAUCCAUGGACAAUAUUUGCAGCUGCAUCUUUUUUGCAAUAGAGUAUUUGCAAUCAGAAAAUACUGGGAUGUUUCUGAUAAACCCGUGUUUCAAAAUAAUCCUUCUCUUUCUGGUUGUCUCUGAAGCCCCAAAAACAUCAGCGAAAAAAGCAUAUAGAGUAAAUAACUGUUUUAAAAUGGCAAUCUCAAAAUGUAGAACAAAAUGGAACCCAUUUGUUGGGAAAGUUUAUGUAAAGUAUCUCUUUUUCAAAUAUUCUAUUCAAAUAUAUGAAAGUAACAAUAUUAUUUUGUCAUACUCACUCUAAAGGAUUCUAAUACAAUUAAGCUUUAGUGACUUAUUUUAUACUUCCAUAUUUAAUAAUAAAAAUUCACUCUAUAUGAAAGUAAAAGUAUUUCCCAGUAUACUAUUAUAUACACCUUUGGGGGUUUUGUUUAUUGUUUUGCAUUUUUUGCUCUGGCCAUGUUUGCCUCUGGCCACACACAUCACUGGUAUGUGGCCCCCAGAAGGGUUCCCAUGAGGUAAUGUGGCCCUUGGGCUGAAAAAGUUCUCCCAUGCCUGGGUUGAUUUAUUUGAACAGCGUAUAAUGUGACCCCAUUAACAUUUCUUAGUGUUUCUGGUUAACAUUUCUUAGUGUUUCUGGUUUCUGAAAAAAACCAUGUAAGUCUGAAUCAACUUUAUGGUCAAUGCUGCCCAUUUGUUCUGUGCUGAGAGAAUAAUCAGAGCAAACUCCCUUCAAUAAAAUGAGAAUUAGCAAACUUACAGGAACAUGACUAAAGUGGUGCUCUUCAAAGUGCCAAAGCUCAGAUUACAGGAAUUCAUCAUAUCCAUGAAUCAGAUAGCAUUGGUCUUGCAGUGUAAUUCUACCUAAAUUAUGUUUGUCAGUUGAGAAUGCCAAAUUAAAUGCUGUUUUGUCAAAAUUUA